Messenger RNA from Dicrocoelium dendriticum, 810 nucleotides. The record is from the annotation of a GenBank genome assembly. NCBI's taxonomy places the organism in Eukaryota, Metazoa, Platyhelminthes, Trematoda, Plagiorchiida, Dicrocoeliidae.
AUGCUUUUAGCGUCUAUUGCAUGCUUUCCUGUCACGAGUAUGACGAAACGUGGUGCACUUGGCGAAGUGUCUUCUGAAGAUAGAUCAAAGCCAGUCAAGAUAUCUAAACCCUCCUUAGAUAGUGAUGAGGAGGAUUAUCAAGAAGCCGACAACUUCCGUCUUCGUGAAGGUGAUAUUGACGGGCAGGAGAAUGCUACAUUGGAAUACGAUGAAGACAUAAAGAUAACCCCUUUCAAUAUGAGGGAAGAGCUGGAGGAAGAUGGUUACUUCGACGGGAAUGGGAAUUUCAUCUUCAAGAAAAAAGUCGAUGCACGAGAUAACUGGCUUGAAGAUAUUGAUUGGGUUGAAGUAAACAAACAACAAAUCGCGCGCAGAGUACCUGACUCUACAACCACUACUGACGCGCCCGAUGUGUCCUCAGACAUGGUGGGGAAAAUGGACUUGUAUCAGAAUUUGCUGAGUUUGAUGCGCCCUAAGGAAACAGUGUUACGGAGCAUCAAGCGCAUGGGCGCUCCUUCUGCGGCUCUCAAGGCCGCCUCCGCCAGUCAGAGGUGGUUGAAGAAAAAACAGACAGUCAUCGAUCAAUUACAGAGCGGAGAUCCAGAGGGAUUGUUGCGAGCAACUGAACUCGCAGAUCAACUUCUCCAAGGCGGCGAAUUUGACGUUUACCAGAUGACUUACGAACAAAUUGAGAAGUUGGUGCGAAAAGAAGAAAACGUCGAGCCGGAGGACGAACUUGAUGCCCUCGGCCAUGCAAUUGACAGUGUUUCCUCCAAACCAGAAGGUGGAUUGAAAUCCACUAACGACUAA